GGCCCUGGCUGCGGCGGCGGCUCCGGUUGCAGCGCUCCUCGGCGGGAUCGGCGCCUUAGUCGGCUGGGCGGAGUGCACGCUGCUUGGCUCGGCAGCUGAUCGCGCCGCCCGCCGCAGGGAGCAGCGAUGUUGGGCAACUCGGCACCGAAGCCCGCGGCCCGCGAGGCGGGCUCGGCCCUGCUAACGCUGCAGCAGAAGGCGCUCCACGAGGACCAGGAGAACAUCAACCCGGACACCGCGCUGCCCGCCCAGCAGCCACGGACCCAGGCCGCCCUGGCGGUACUGAAGGCCGGGAACUCGCGGGCUCCAGCCGUACAGCUAAGGCCCAGGACGCGACGGGUUGCACCUCUAAAGGAUGUUUGUGUAAAUGAUGAGCAUGCCGCAGUUCCUCCUUGGAAAGUCAAUGGUAAACAGCCGGCCUUCACCAUUCAUGUGGAUGAACCCGAUCAGGAGCCUCCCAAGAAGCCCAAUGAUUCCAAAAAAUCCUCCCCCAAGUCUGAGGAUGCCUUGGCUUUUAGUUCAGCAAUUGCUUUACCCGGACAAAGAAAACCACUGGUACCUCUCGAUUAUCCAAUGGAUGGUAGUUUCAAUGGUGAGUCACCAAAUAUGAUGGACAUGUCAAUUGUAUUAGAAGAUGAAAAGCCAGUGAGUGUUAAUGAAGUUCCAGACUACCAUGAGGAUAUUCACACUUAUCUUAGGGAAAUGGAGCUUAAAUGUAAACCUAAAGUGGGCUACAUGAAGAAGCAACCUGACAUCACCAACAGUAUGAGAGCUAUCCUCGUGGACUGGUUAGUUGAAGUAGGAGAGGAAUAUAAACUACAGAAUGAGACCCUGCAUUUGGCAGUGAACUACAUCGACAGAUUCCUUUCUUCAAUGUCUGUGUUGAGAGGAAAGCUUCAGCUUGUGGGCACGGCUGCCAUGCUGCUAGCCUCGAAAUUUGAAGAAAUAUACCCUCCAGAAGUAGCAGAGUUCGUGUACAUUACAGAUGAUACCUAUACCAAGAAGCAAGUUCUGAGAAUGGAGCAUCUAGUUUUGAAAGUCCUUGCUUUUGACUUAGCUGCCCCAACAGUAAAUCAGUUUCUCACCCAAUAUUUCCUGCAUCAGCAACCUGCAAACUGCAAAGUUGAAAGUUUAGCAAUGUUUCUGGGAGAAUUAAGUUUGAUAGAUGCUGACCCAUACUUAAAGUAUCUGCCAUCAGUUAUUGCUGGAGCAGCCUUUCACUUAGCACUCUACACAGUCACGGGACAAAGCUGGCCUGAAUCACUAGUACGCAAGACUGGAUACACGCUGGACAUCCUGAAACCUUGCCUCAUGGACCUUCACCAGACCUACCUCAAAGCACCACAGCAUGCACAACAAUCAAUAAGAGAAAAGUACAAAAACUCAAAGUAUCAUGGCGUUUCCCUCCUCAACCCACCAGAGACACUAAAUCUGUAAAAGCAAAGACUGCUUUUGUUUUCUAAGAUGUAAAUCACUCAAAGUAUAUCGUGUACAGAUUUUAUCUUAGGUUUUUAAUGUUAACGAUCAUUUCUGAAUACAGGUAUGGACAAAAACAAAUUAUGGUAUCUAUUACUUUUUUUAAAUGGUUUUAAUUUGUAUAUCUUUUGUACAUGUAUCUAUCUUAGAUAUCUGGCUAAUUUUGAGUUGUUUUGUUGAAAGUAUUAAUGAUGCCAGCUGUCAGGAUAUUGAAUUAAUAAAUUCGUUUGGAAAAUUUUGCAAGUCAAAUUUAAUUUUAGGUAAAAAUCUGGCCAACCCACUAAAACAGACCCUCAUUUUUUUUAACGCCCAUUUUCCUAAGCAACUAAAUUAGCCUGUUAACUUCUGUAUAAUUGUUCUGUGUUUAUUUACCAUGUCAGUGAAGAUCUGCAUUCUGGCUUUUUUGUACAGUCAACCUAUGAAGUCAUUUUAGUCCUUUUACAAAGUUUUACUUGGGUUUUUUAAAUGAAAAAAAAACAACAGAAAAAGUUCUAGAAAGCUCAUUUUAAUAUAAAAGGAACUAUUAAAAAUAUUAGGCUCAUAAUGGAUUUGUGAACAAAAAAUACCCAGGGCUGUUAGUACUGAAUAAAUAGCCUUUUAAUAGUUAUAUACAAAUACUCAACUAGGAUGGCUUUAAUUAGCAGUUCUCUUCUUCUUUCUCUUUUUCAUUGGCCUUUUGCCUGGUGCUUUUUCUUGUUUCCCACUGGGGGUUUGUGUUCUGUGAAUAAAGUAAAUAAAUGAACAGUUCACUAGCCAUGCUUGUUAAGUUUUGGAUCACUGAAAUAGAUCAGUGGCAGCUAUGAAAGUAAAUACAGGAACCUGAGAACGAGGUGCUAAUUUUUAAUUUUAGGCUGAAGAAACCACACAACAGCUGAAUAUCUUAAUGUAAAAGGGAUGUCUUUGUUAACAGUACUGUAGUAGAGGUAGACUUCAGAAGGCUGCUAAGUUAUAUGUGUACACAUUUCCAAUAAACCAGAACUUUGUUACCUUA
This is a messenger RNA of Ochotona curzoniae (black-lipped pika), 2467 nucleotides long. RefSeq names its product cyclin-A2. Gene Ontology annotation, molecular function: cyclin-dependent protein serine/threonine kinase regulator activity. The transcript is spliced from 8 exons. Lineage: Eukaryota; Metazoa; Chordata; Mammalia; Lagomorpha; Ochotonidae. Gene Ontology annotation, cellular component: nucleus; cytoplasm; cyclin A2-CDK2 complex. The coding region runs from base 127 to 1437 and encodes 436 amino acids. The record is from RefSeq and is a predicted model, not a curated record. Gene Ontology annotation, biological process: regulation of cyclin-dependent protein serine/threonine kinase activity; mitotic cell cycle phase transition.